Molecule: messenger RNA, 5900 nt
Organism: Argiope bruennichi
Lineage: Eukaryota; Metazoa; Arthropoda; Arachnida; Araneae; Araneidae
Product: kinesin-like protein KIF20B
Exons: 47
Coding region: 179-5728 (1849 amino acids)
Biological process (GO): mitotic spindle assembly; microtubule-based movement
Cellular component (GO): nucleus; spindle microtubule
Molecular function (GO): ATP binding; plus-end-directed microtubule motor activity; microtubule binding
Source: RefSeq, a predicted model, not a curated record
UGCAUAACGAUUUCACGUUUUUGGCGGCAAUAACAAACGCUUCAGUUUGUUUGGAGUGGAGCUUGCAUGCGGAUUUAAGUGUUAGGGUAACCGUCACUUCACAUCAAUUUAUAUAUAUUUUUGGCAAUUUUCUUUUAUCAUUGAAAUAACUUUUAUUGUUCUGCUUCGCAGGUAAAAGAUGAGUUUCUCACCCCUGGAUAAUCGUGAGGGUGAGUCACCCAUAAAUCUCCCAAGAGUCACUAUGUGUUUAGAUGGAGCAUUUCAAGAUGAAUUGAAAGAAGAAGAUCUGCCCAAGAGUGAAAAUAUGAAAGUUUUUGCAAGAGUAAGGCCAAUGUUGCAAAAGGAAGAAGAUGCAGGAUAUAGGGACUGUAUUGCUGCAAUUGAUGAUGAAACUGUCAGAGCUGUUGUUCCAGCUAACUCUGUAAAAUUUAAAAAUUCUGGUCUGAAUCCCCAAGAUGUCUUUGAUUUUAAAUAUACUCAAGCAUUUGGACCCGAUAUUGGACAGUUUGUAUUUUUUGAACAGACUAUCAUGGAUACCAUGGUGGGCCUAAUUGAAGGUCAGAACUGUUUGAUCUUCAAUUAUGGAAUUACUAAUUCUGGAAAGACAUAUACUCUUCAAGGUAACGAAGCAAAUCCAGGAAUUAUUCCUCUGGCUAUGCAUCUAUUUUUUGGUUGUAUUGAAAGUCAGUUAAUGAAUGAUAUUUGUGUGAAACCAGACAAAUUUUCUGAUACCGUUGUAUUAAAUGAUAGUGAACGAACACAAGAAUAUCGUUUGAAGGAAGAACUUCUACGAUUGGUGGACCAUGAUUCUAUUAACAAAACUACUGGAUCUGAAACUUCUAUUAGUAGCAGCAGAUCUUCUAAGCUUUUUUCUCAAGUAUUAUGUGAAUGCUUUCGUGAUGAUUUUAAAUAUCAGUCUGAUACGACUUUGCCUCCUGAUGAAAUGAUUGCAGCUCAAUCAGCUCUGUACAUGCGAGAACAGUGUAAAAAGAAAGUGGAUGAUCAACCUGGCAAAUGUAACAUUUGGGUGUCUUUCAUUGAAAUUUACAAUGAGUAUAUUUAUGAUCUGCUUCAGCCUAACAUUACUCAAAGACAAAAGUUGUCCUUAGCUGAAGAUCAAAAUGGUGAUGUUUACGUUAAAGGUGCCAGAGAAAUCUGUGUAUCAAACAGCAUGGAAGCUAUAAAACUUUUGCAAGUUGGAAGGAGGAAUCUGAGAAUCGCCUCCACUAAAUUGAACUACCAAUCUAGCAGAAGUCACUGCAUAUUUACUGUAAAAAUCGCUAGAGUUUAUGAUGAUGAAGAACAUGGUACUUGUGGAAGAGUAAAUAGAAUAUCUUUCUGUGAUCUGGCUGGCUCUGAACGAGCUAACAAGGCUCAAACUUCAGGUAUGCGACUGAAAGAAGCAGGAUACAUCAACACUUCUUUGAUGGUUUUAGGUCGAUGUUUAGACCAGCUUCGACGAAACCAAACAGCACGGGAUAAGAAAAUGAUUCCUUUCAGAGAAAGUAAAUUGACUCGACUUUUCUCUAAUCAUUUCCUUGGAAAAGGAAAAGCUGUUAUGAUUGCAAAUGCCAGUCCAUGUGAAUAUACAUUUGACGAAACUUUGAAUGUGCUGCGUUUCUCUGCUCUUGCAAAGGAUUUGACAAUCGCCGAUUCAUAUAUUUCAACAGCUCAGAGCUCUAUUCUAGAUAUUUGCAAUCAAUGGCGAACAUCUAAGAAUCGUAAUUCUGGUGUGUCUCCCGAUCAAAGUUGCGAGUUUGACUCUUCAUUUAUGCAAGAACUGGAAGAAAAGGAUGAAAUGAUUGAGAAACUUGUUGAUGUGGCUGAAUCAUUAAGGCUAAAUCUUGAAAAAGAAAGGAAGGAAAAAAUUGAAUUAGAAUUUAAAAUCAGACAAGAAGUGGGUAAUGAAUAUGCAGCAUACAGUGAUGGAUUAUUGGAUGAACAGAAGGAAAUUUUUGAAAGACAAAUUGAAUCACUGAGGGAAAUCUAUACAAAGAGGAUUGAAGCCAUGAAAGAGAUGUAUGAAAAGAAAAUACGUGAGCUUCAGGAAGAAGAUGGAUCUGAAGAUAGUUUUGAAAAGUCAAUCAGUGAAAUAAAUAAAACAUUUGAUAAGUUGGAAGAAGAAUCAUUGAUUAGUUUUUCACCAGCAGUUGGAGCACUCCCUAAACAAGAAGUUCCGAAAGCUGAAGGAAAUGUUUCUGUUACCGUGGAUACAUCUAUGGACUUUUUUGAUGCAGUUGCUGAAGAAGAAGAUGAAAAAUCCACUACUGACAUACAGUCGCUCAAAAAGGAGUUAGAAUCUGUUUCAAAAGAAUUGGAUGUUACUAAAAUAAAAUUGGAACAGACCACAAAAAAUCUGAAAGAAUCUCAAAGUGAAGGAGCAAUUGCUAAAGAAAAGUCUGAUGCAUUGAAUUGUAAAUUACUGGAAGCUAAUCAAGUUUUGGAAGAAUACCAAAAAGAACUUGAACAGUUGAAAGCCAAUUGUGUGUCCUUUGAAAAUGAAAUUGAUUCCUUAUUAGAGGAGAGAAAAAAAUUACAAGAUAAUAUUCUACAUCUUUCUGGUCAAAUUGCCCAAAGUACAACUGAGACUGAGCAGUUAAAGAAAGAAAAAUGUGAAAUGGAAGAAAGUUAUUCUCUAAAGUUGGCAGAAAGUGAACAAAAAAUUGCUGAUUUGGAAGAUAAAUGUAGAGAACUCAGUUGCAAACUUGAAGAGUCUGUUCAAACUAUAGAGGAAGAAAAGAUGAAAUUUAAUAAAUUAGAAGAAGAAUAUGUCUCCUAUAAAAGUAAUGUCACUUCAACUGCUGAAGAAUUCAGUGAUUUGAAAGAAAAAUUCAACUCCUUCUCUCAACAGCUAGCACAAACCGAGAAUGAAGCUGAGCAGCUCAAAAAAGAAAAACUUGAAAUGGAAGAAGACUAUUCUCAGAAAUUGUCAGAAAGUGAAAAAAAAAUUGCUGAUUUAGAAGAAAAAUGUAGAGAAUUAAAUUGCAAACUUGAAGAUGUAGAGAUGAAAUAUAAUAAUUUGAAAGAAGAAUAUGAUAUUUAUAAAAGUGAUACCACUUCAACUUCUGAAGAGUUCAGUGAUUUGAAAGAACAGUUCACAGCCGUCUCUCAACAACUAGCUCAAACUCAGAAUGAAAUUGAACAAUUCAAAAAAGAAAAACUUGAAAUGGAAGAAGACUAUGCUGAAAAAUUGGCAGAAAGUGAGAAAAAAAUUGCUGAUUUAGAAGAAAAAUGUAGCGAAUUGAAUUGCAAACUUGAAGAUGUAGAGAUGAAAUAUAAUAUUUUGAAAGAAGAAUAUGAUAUUUAUAAAAGUGAUACCACUUCAACUUCUGAAGAGUUCAGUGAUUUGAAAGAAAAGUACACUGCCAUCUCUCAACAACUAGCUCAAACUGAGAAAGAAGCUGAACAGCUCAAAAAAGAAAAACUUGAAAUGGAAGAAGGCUAUUGUCGAAAAUUGGCAGAGAGUGAAAAAAAAAUUGCUGAUUUAGAAGAAACAUCUAGUGAAGCGAAUUGUAAACUUGAAGAAUCUGUUCAAAUUCUUAAGGACUUAAAGAUGAAAUAUAAUAAUUUGGAGGAAGAAUAUGAUAUUAAUAAAAGUAAUUCCAGCUCAUCUGCUAAAGAUUUUGAUGAUUUGAAGGCCAAGUUUGCUGAAAUGUCUGAAGAACUAGAGUUAGCUACUAGUGAAAUUGAGUUGCUGAAAAACGAGAAGCUGAGUGCUGAGACUGAUUUUUCAACUGAAAAAAUGAAAUUGAUUGAAGAAAUGACUAUCUUGGAAGAAAAAUGCAAAGAAUUAAAUUUGAAAUCGGAAAAUUUAACCAAGAUUACAGCUGAAGAAAAAUCCAAAUAUGAUGAACUAGAAGCUGAAUAUAUCAAUUAUAAAAAAAAUAUAUGUUCUGAGACUGAAGAUAAGGAAAAUGUGACUGAACAAUUGAGUAUGAUUUCAAAAGAAUUAGAUGUGUCGAAUUUGCAAAUCGAAAAUCUGAGAAAAGAAAAACUUGAAUUGGAAGAAAACUUUGCAAAAGAAAAAGAAACACUUAAUGAAGAAUUGAAAUCUGUGAAUGAAAAGUCAAAAGAGCUUGGUUUAGAGUUGGAGAAGAUUACUGAAAUUCUGAAGGGAAAACAGUCUGAAGUUAGUGAACUAAUGUCCAAGUGUGAUCAUCUAGAAACAGAGAAUGCAAAAUUGUUACAAAACAUAAGAAAUUAUGAAGAAAAUUCUGUUUCUGAAAAAACUGAUGAUACACAUACUGCUAAGAUUGAAGAACUUGAUUCGAAAUUAGAAGAAGUCAAUAAACUUUUGGAAGAAAAACAAUCAAAAAUUGAUCAGUUGGAGAAAGAGUGUUCUUAUCAUAAAAGUGAGAAUGCUGACUUGCUGAAAGCUUUAGAUGCUGAAAAAGAGAAAUAUGCCAAAUUAUUUGAGGAACAAGCAUCAGCUAUCACUGAAGUUGAACAUCUCCAGAAAGAAAUCACUGAAGCUGUGGAUGUGCAUUCAAAGGCUUUAUCUAAUGUAAAAACAGAAGAAGCUAUUGCCCAAGAAAAGUGCAAUGAGUUGCUCACAAAGCUUGAAGAAACUUCUAAAAUGAUUGAAGAUCAGAAAAUUAAGAUUAGUGAAGCGGAAGAAAAUAGCUCCAAAUAUAAGAAUCUGAAUUUGGAACUAUCAGAAAAUUUGACUUCUUUAAAAGAAGAUUAUUCAUCUUUCACCGAAAUAUAUGGUAAAUUGGUUCAAGUUCUUCAAAAGUGUGAACUGUCUGCAACAAAUAAAAUCAAACAAUUGCAUUCUUCUUCCAUAAAGAAUCUGGACCUACUCGUUGAUUUGAGUAGGCAAAUACGAGAAAAGGAAACUAGUAUUGAAGAAUUAGAAAGAGCUUUAUGUGACUGCCAAAAUCAGCUUAAAGAAUCUGAAGCAAAGGCAAAGAAACAAAUGCAUGCACUUAAACAACAGCAUUCUGUUGAGAUUGAAGAAAUGGCACAUUUAAAAAAACUUGUUGAAGAAGAAAACCUACAGUUGAAAUCAACUGUUGCUGAAAUGGAAAAGAAAGAUGAUAAAAAAGAGGGAGAUAAAAUGGAUGAAGAUGUUAAAAAAGAGCAAGAUGAGAUGGAUGAAGAUGUUAAAAAAGAGGAAGAUAAAAAGAAAGAGGAAAAAAUGAAACGAUCAUCUUCUAAUGUGUCGAGGGGUAGGAAAAAGCGUUCUAUAUCUGAUGUUUCUAAGGAAGAAGUUGAUUGUUCACAGGAUAAAGAGAAUUCUGAUCGUGAAUCUCGUAAGGAAAAAGUUAAUGAAGAAAAAGCAACAUCAAAGCGGAGAAGAGUUUUACGGUCAAGACAGGAAACUGCAGAUGAUAAUAAUAGUUCUCACUCAGAGUCCGAAGAGGAAUCUCAUAAAACAAGUAUCAAAAAGAAAGAAGAAAUUGAUGAUGAGUACAAACCGCCUGCUAAAACUGCUACCAGAAGAAAAGCACCAGCCAAAGAGCGAAGUCGACAGACACAAAAAAAAACUACUGUAGAAGAACUAAAGGUUCCUGCUACCCGUACUUCCAGGCGCAAGUUGCAAGAUGAGAAUCAGUCUCCUGUGCAGAAAGCUAUGGCUUUUGUUGGUUCAAAAUUAAGAAGUGUUGUUUUGCAUAUUGCAGCUCAAACGGUUAGCAACAUGCCCAGUCCGAGGAUAACCCGUGGACGCAGAAAGCUUUUUAAUGCUGAUGCCGCUACACCAUUAGAGAGAAAGUGGAAAUUAUAAAGAAUUAGAAGAGGGGACUGCUCUUCACGUCAUUUUUUUAAUUUAAGAAAAAAACUUCAGUGAUUUUGUACUUCAGUGCAUCAUUCAUAUGAACUUUCAUUUUUAUUUCAUAUUGUCGUAUUGAAUAUUUUAUCAAGUUUUUAAAUUACUUAUUUUAUAACAAAAUAAAAAA